Myripristis murdjan (pinecone soldierfish) is the source of this 4175-nucleotide messenger RNA. It is a transcript of the gene snx18a, whose product is annotated as sorting nexin 18a. The coding region runs from base 1093 to 2859 and encodes 588 amino acids. Gene Ontology annotation, biological process: cleavage furrow formation; endosomal transport; protein transport. Gene Ontology annotation, molecular function: protein binding; phosphatidylinositol binding. The transcript has 5 exons. The record is from RefSeq and is a predicted model, not a curated record. Lineage: Eukaryota; Metazoa; Chordata; Actinopteri; Holocentriformes; Holocentridae. Gene Ontology annotation, cellular component: cytoplasmic vesicle; plasma membrane.
AUUACACACCCACACAUUAUGCCCACAUGCACAAACGUUCUUUGAACACAUACACAUGGCUCCAUGAAGUAUAUUUAAAAAAAAUGUUGGUUUCUGUACAAGGGGAUAAAGGAUCAACCACUUCAGCUUACAGCGGCCAUGAGGAUUUCAGUCACUUUUGCAGGACAUGAUGACUUGGAUGCUUUGUUGGAAGUCUGUCGGUUCAAGAAGAACUGACCGCUGAACAACAGAACUCCAAGACACGGGGAUGUCAUAUCAGGUCUUCCAAUCCUAGAAAGGGAGCGGCACCGCUUGUGAAAUCCUAUCUAUGCUUGCAAGCUGUAUUCACAUGCUGCCAAGAACCUCCCAUCAGCUCUCUUGCCUCUGCGUUAUGGUGGUGAGAUGCCAAUCUGCUACGGCCUGCUGUGUACCCUUGGACAGGGGAUCUGAUCUGAAAUGCAGCCUUUCACCCAUAAACAAGAAGCAGACCACAUUUCUUUUCCAUAAAGUUACAACUAAGAGAGGCUAAAUAAUGAGUACUCUGAUCAGAGGUUUCACCCUCCCCCUUGGUCUCACCCCACCUACAAUGCAAACACAACAAAAAUCCACUCAGAUGUGGGUUCUUUGGGACAAAACCCCUUAUCAAACGGGAGGCUGGGCAGUACCUGCUCAAUACACACAAGGCUUGAUUGGUGUUGCCUGAUGGAUUACAGCAUCCUGGCUCCUCCCUCGAUUAUUCGGACUGGUUACGUGCGGUUGCUGCGCAGCGCUGCACAGACGCGUCUGGUCCGAGGGAAGCUGCUGCACGGCUGCACCGCCGUGUGUUGUUGCCGAAGUACUCCUCACUUUCAAACACGGGAACCUCUGGAUAAAGAAAACAGCGGGGUUGCUGUACACUUUUGUUCAAGCGGACCAAGCCCUGUGAGGAAGUUACGGGAUAAAAGCGAGCCCUUUGACGCAGCUUGCCUUUGUAAGUUUGUACACGGAGUUCCAGUAGUUUUUGGUGGGCUGACUGGCUAGCCUGCCCGCUGUACUUCCCCCUCUGGCCAGCCAGCUAGCCCCUCUUCUGCUCGGCGCUGCCGCACCGCCGCACCGCUGCAGCCGCUGGGAAUCAUGGCGCUCAAGGCGAGGGCACUGUACGACUUCAACUCCGAAAACCCUGGGGAGAUAUCGGUGAAGGAGAACGAGAUUGUGACUUUGUACAGCGAGCAGGACAUUGAGGGCUGGUUUGAGGGGGCGAACAGCAAAGGGGAGAGAGGACUGUUCCCCGCUUCCUACGUGGAGAUCCUACGGAACGACGCCGCCUCCACGUUCAACAACAACAGCAGCACAUCUGGGGACACUUACCAGGACUCCCGGUACGCCAAUAUCCCAAGCGGGGGCUUUGACGCCUUAUAUAAAACUCAGAAUAAAGUUGAGAGCUUCAAUAAACCAUCAGCGCCUGCCUUCACGACUUUCUCAGCCCCCACGCAACAGCAGCAGCAUAACUACCACCAGACCAGCCAGGGGAGCGAUGAUGACUGGGAUGAUGACUGGGAUGACAACUCCACUGUUGCAGAUGAGCCAGGGACGGUGGCAGGAAGCUACCAUGAUUUUGAAGGCAAUGGGCCAUCCACAUACAGAGUGUCAACAUCCUCAGUGCCGAGAGGGGGUAAUGCACAGCAAGCCAGAAGUUCUGCCACGGUUAGUAGGAACCUGAACAGGUUUUCAACCUUUGUGAAGUCAGGAGGAGAGGCGUUUGUGCUUGGGGAGGCAUCCGGUUUUGUGAAAGAUGGAGAUAAGAUUUGUGUGGUGAUGGGUCAGUAUGGUCCUGAGUGGCAGGAGAACCCAUACCCUUUUUCCUGUACAAUUGAUGACCCCACCAAGCAGACCAAGUUCAAGGGCAUGAAAAGCUACAUCUCCUACAAGCUGACGCCCACCCACACGCAGAACCAGGUGAACAGGAGGUAUAAGCAUUUUGACUGGCUGUAUGCUCGGCUGGUGGAGAAGUUUCCUGUCAUCUCGGUGCCCCACAUCCCAGAGAAGCAAGCCACCGGGCGCUUCGAGGAGGAUUUCAUCUCCAAGAGGAGGAAGGGCCUCAUAUGGUGGAUGAACCACAUGACCAGCCACCCAGUCCUGGCCAGGUGUGACGUUUUCCAGCACUUCCUCACCUGCAACAGCGCAGACGAGAAGGCCUGGAAACAGGGAAAGAGGAAGGCCGAGAAGGACGAGAUGGUCGGGGCCAACUUCUUUCUCACCAUCAGCACCCCACCGGCUCCACUCGACCUCCAGGAGGUUGAGAGCAAAAUAGACGGCUUCAAGUCCUUCACCAAGAGGAUGGACGAUAGCGCCUUGCAGCUCAAUGCCACCGUCAGUGAGUUUGCCCGCAAGCAGAUCAGCGGCUUUAAGAAGGAGUACCAGAAAGUGGGACUGUCGUUCAAGGUCCUGAGCCAAGCCUUUGAAAUGGACCAGCAGGCAUACUCUGCUGGACUCAACCAGGCCAUCUCCUUCACUGGGGAGGCGUAUGAAGCCAUUGGAGAGUAUUUUGCUGACCAACCGAGCAAGGAUCUCGAUCCAAUCAUGGAUUUGUUAGCUCUUUACCAGGGCCACCUGGCCAACUAUCCAGACAUCAUCCACGUCCAGAAAGGAGCGCUGACAAAGGUGAAGGACAGCCAGAAGCACGUGGAGGAGGGCAAGAUGGACAGGCCGCAGGCAGAAGGCAUCAACGAGCGCUGCAACAUCAUCUCCUUUGCAACACUGGCUGAGAUCCAGCACUUCCACCAGAUCCGCGUGCGUGACUUCAAGGCACAGAUGCAGCAUUUCCUGCAGCAGCAGAUUGGCUUCUUCCAGAAAAUCACGGGCAAGCUAGAGGAGGCCCUGCAGAAAUAUGACAAUGCUUAAUGGCCGCUGAGAGUGGCAGCCCCAGUCCAUUUUCCUGGACCUUGGUGACCAAUGUCUGUGCACCUCCCUCCGCCGGCCAGUGGAGUUUUGGUAGACAACAGCCAGCAUUACAAACCGCUGAAUGCUGCUCUUUCUACAGGGAGAGACAUACAAGGAGAUAAAACUCCAAUCUUGUUGAAAUUUUAACCAAAAUCCAGGGUUCUCUGAGUGUUGGCUAGCUUUUUGGAGGGUUGGAUGUUCUUGUUAAGGGGAUAUGUAAUACAAUUAAGUUAAGCCAACAUUUAAAUAAGUUCCUGCAAUGAGUAAAAGGUCAUAUGCCUUCAGUUUUCAUAAGGAUCAGUGAUGGUGAAAAACACUGUGCACCACUUGGUCCAACAAGUGGCUAAAUUAACUAUAAUCAAUAUUAUGACCUAGAGAGAUAACCUUAUAUCCACGGCUGCCUACACAUCCAGUGCAAGAUUUCAUAGAUGGUAUAGUGUUUUUAGCCUUAUCACACUGUUUUGACUCUGUUUUUAACUGACUGUGACUGUGACAUGUCCCAGCUCCCUGUGUCCAGCAGCAGCGCUGCCUAAAGUGGCUAACCCACUGCCCUCUGGAAACACUUGAGCCCUUCCAGGUCGCUCUCCACACUUGCAGGACAAAAUGUUUACAGUCUCUUGCCGAGCAGCCACCAUCACCACUGUCUCGCUGUGCCUUCUGAUAAUGCCUCUCUGGUCAUUUUUGUAACUAGUUACUAAAAAGCUUUAUAUAUAUAUAUAUAUAUACAUAUAUAUAUGUAGAAAUAUAUUCUAUUUGUUUUUACAAAGCUACAAAUUUUGAAAAAAACAUUCACUGUGCUACAAACGAGGGCGGUCUGUUGGUGACAGCUUUGGGAGAUGGCAUCAUUCCUUUGUGCUGUUUUCCCCCAAUGGCCUCCAAGCCUGAUAUUCAGCAAACAGUAUGACAGCAUCAGGAUCAAAAGAGAGGAUUACCUGCUUUGACAAUUGGACCCCAUGCCUCAGACAUGGCACAGUCACUACCGCUCCCAGUCUAAAGCUCGCAGAAUCGAAGGAGUGAGUGAAUUGGACAUUUGCUAUGCCAGAUACCCGAGUUUGUGUCCACAAAACAUUUGUUUUCAGGCUUAAUUUUGGAGUAGUGUUGAGGCAGGCUGUUAGAGGGUAGAGGGCUCCUCACCUGUUUUUACGCAGUCUUUCUAAUAGCACACUUGUGGACAGUUCAGUUCAACUUGUACUGCUGUUUUUAACCUUUAUGUGCCGGUUGCAUCAUAAAGAGUUUCAUGUAGAAGCAGAGAAAAUAAAUUCCCCCUUCACAGAAAA